UAAUCAUACUAAAUACUAUACUGUCCAAUCACAGCCGUUCCAUUCUUUAAAGGAAUGACUAUGAUUGGCCAAUGUAGUACUUAGUACGUAUUAAGUACGUAUUAAGCCUAUAUCGGUGUAAACUAGGCCAUAGAACAUCUGUUUUGGUAAAUACAGUAUUGCAUUCUGUACACUGUACAUAUUAGAGAAUAUUAGUUACAUAUUAGUUUUGAUCGGCGCUUUAUACGCCGAAACGUACAGCCGCCGUGUUUAUAUUUUCCUUGUGUUGGGGUAAAACCAGAUGUGAAAAUGCCACGGAAUUAUAAGAGGAAGACUGAAAGGCAGAGCUGGUCUGAGGAGAGCAUGGCUGCAGCAAUCAAAGACGUUAUGGAGGGGAAAAUGGGCUACAAAAAAGCUGCUGUUAUCCAUAAGGUUCCUCAAUCUACUCUGGAAGAUAAGAUAAAGAAAGCUAAAAAGGAAGAGGCUCAAGAAGAAGACCUUGUGAAAUACAUAUUGUUUUUAAAAGAAGGAUUAUAUGGUCUUACUUUAACAGAUGUACGCAAACUCGCAUUUCAAGUAGCUGAAAAGAACAACAUUCCUCAUACAUUCAACAGGGAAAAGGAAAGAGCAGGAAAAGAUUGGCUCUACAGUUUUCUUAGCAGACAUAAGGAAUUAUCAUUUAAGAAUCCAGAAAAAACUUCUUUUACACGCAUGAAGGACUGUAACCAUACUGCUGUUUAAUCAUUUUUUGAUAUAUUAGAGUCCAUUUAUAAUAAAUACUAAUUCUCACCUAAUAACAUUUAUAAUAUUGAUGAAACGAGCAUCAUGACAGUACCAAACAAACCAUCUAAAGUACUAACUCUGCAUGGAAAAAAGCAGUUGACUCUUCAUCUUCCAGUGAAAGAGGCGUUCUUGUUACUACUGAGAGAUGUAUGAUAGAAUACUGCUGGUAACUAUAUGCCCACAAUGUUUAUUUUUCCUAGAAAGAAAAGUAAAUCCUAUAUUGAUGACGCUCCUCCCGGCUCAUUUGCUGUCUAUCAUGAGAGUGGAUGGAUUCAGAAAGACUGCUUCAUUAUUUGAUUCAAGAAAUUCAUUGAGUUUUCUCGUCCCUCAGCUGAAAAGCCAGUGUUUUUACCAGUGUCUUGAUGGACAUGCUUCUCCAAAAAUGUGGAUCAAACUUGCAUGUGGAAACAACGUCAUCAUCUUGUGCUUCCCUUCGCAUUGCAGCUACUUGACGUAUCAUUUAUGGGUCCUCUGAUGACAUAUUAUGAACAAGAGAUGUGAAAAUGACUAAUUAAUCACCCAGGACAAUACAUAACGAUAUAUUAGGUAGCGAAACUAUACAGAGAAGCUUUUUCAAGAGCAGCUAUAAUGCAAACUGCUAUAAAAGGUUUUGAAAAAUCGGGAAUAUAUCCAUUGAAUAGAGACGUGUUCCCUGCUCCAUCAGAGACUAUUGAAAAGCCUAUGUAGCAGAAAGCCCAAAAUGAUAAGGUCCACUCUAUGACAUCUAAAGAUGAUGAGACCCAGCCAUAGACAUCAACAUUUGCAAUUUUCUCUAGCGUGCUGACUUUCCUUUCCCAAGAAGAAAAAAGGAUUCAGAAAAGAAACAACAGGAAAAGAGAAAAAAACUGCUAUUUUGACUUCAUCUUUGUAUGAAAAGUAGUUGGAAAUAGAGAUGGCCACUCAAAAAAGGAAACCAUUAAAAAAAAAGUUUAAGACUGCUAAAAUUAAAAAAUUAAAUAGGAAAAGAAAGCAGGAAGACAGCUCAUCCUUAGAGGAGGAAAAAUAUGUAGCUUGCAUCUUUUGCAAUGAUUCAACCAAGGACUGGAUACAAUGCAUUGUAUGUCAAGAAUGGGCCCAUAAGUUCUGCAGCAAUGUAGAGCAAUAGGAUAUCUUUGUUUGUGAUUUUUGCAUAUAGAAUACUUUGUAUUGUAUUUUGAUUAAAAUAAAUCUAGAUUUUGUUUUAUACG
Molecule: messenger RNA, 1949 nt
Organism: Formica exsecta
Lineage: Eukaryota; Metazoa; Arthropoda; Insecta; Hymenoptera; Formicidae
Exons: 3
Coding region: 289-720 (143 amino acids)
Molecular function (GO): DNA binding
Source: RefSeq, a predicted model, not a curated record